CUGAGCAAAAAGAGAGAUUCCAGACAUGCCAAGGGCACAACUUGAAGCACCUUCAAGAAUGUCGACCGAGGGAAAACAGCGAAAGAAACGCACCGUCAAGGCCGAGCCAGAGUGGAAGGUUGAGGAGAUUACGGGUGCACGUAUCAGGACGAAGGGCACAUGGCAUUAUCAAGUGAAGUGGCAUAACUACCACGGACCGAAAACCCAUGCACCUCGUUCAAAAGUUUUGGAACCAAGUCGGCUUUGACAACGUACCGAAUUCGAUGCUAUAUAAGAGGGGUCGAUGUUUUGAAUUAGGAAAGCCGGGUCAAAAGGGCACCAAGAGAAGGGAGAAAACGGGGGCAACAAGGAAAUCCACUGCAACUACGAGCAAGAAAUUUGCCGUAAACCAGGAAGAGAGCGACGGAGUCAGGAGGUCAUUGAGAAUUGCCAUCUUAAGCCAGAGUUGCUGAAUGAAAAUAAGAGAAUUGUAUGAUAUAUCACCUCGUCAUUAAAACCAACCUCUCCCCGUCUC
This is a messenger RNA of Laccaria bicolor S238N-H82, 514 nucleotides long. RefSeq lists its product as uncharacterized. The record is from RefSeq and is a predicted model, not a curated record. NCBI's taxonomy places the organism in Eukaryota, Fungi, Basidiomycota, Agaricomycetes, Agaricales, Hydnangiaceae. The coding region runs from base 207 to 452 and encodes 81 amino acids. The transcript has 6 exons.